This is a messenger RNA of Dacryopinax primogenitus, 4589 nucleotides long. RefSeq lists its product as uncharacterized. The transcript has 8 exons. Gene Ontology annotation, biological process: regulation of gene expression. Gene Ontology annotation, molecular function: RNA polymerase II cis-regulatory region sequence-specific DNA binding; protein binding; chromatin DNA binding. Lineage: Eukaryota; Fungi; Basidiomycota; Dacrymycetes; Dacrymycetales; Dacrymycetaceae. The coding region runs from base 279 to 4322 and encodes 1347 amino acids. The record is from RefSeq and is a predicted model, not a curated record.
CCCCCCUCGCCUCACCUCACCAUCUCAUCCUUCCCUCCCUCCCUUCAUAUACCUCCACCCUCUCCCCUUUAACGACUUCUAUAAUGUCCGUUCAGCAUCGUGGUCCUCCCCCUAUCGACCGUCCGCUCGCAAUGGAUCGUGAUCCCAGGGAGAUGCGCGAUCCCCGCGAUCGCGAUCGCGACCGAGAACGCGAGCAUGUCCAAGCCCCACCCCACCACCAUCAUCAUCACCAUACACACCAUCAUGCUCCGACUCACGCAAUCCCUACCCCGACAGCGAUGCAUGCUGCUGCCGCGGCGGUGGUGAAUGGUCCUCCACCACCGCAGCAUAUGGUUGGUCCACCCUCUGCGGGCCCUGAUCCUCGUGCGAGAGACUAUCCUCUUCCCCCGCCACCGGGAGUCCUCAUGGAUAAUCCUGGUGGACACCAUCAUUCCCUCCCCCCUCCGCAACACCUGCACCAUGUGUUGCCCCCGCACGUACAUGUUCAUCCUGGCCCACCGCCGCAGGGGCCUGCCAUGGCGUACGGUCCCCCACCGCCAGGGUUCGCACAGCACCAACAUCAUACUAUGGCGCCUAUCUCCGGGCUGGCGGACCACACGGAUCUCGAGGCUCUCCUACGCUCGGGAAGGCAGGAUGAAUGGAAUGCGCCCAGGGCAAUAAGACGACCCAGCGAAAUUCCAGUUAUCAGGGAACUGGACAAGGCAGAUCAUGACACAUGGUGUCAGAUCGGCGCAAUGGCAGAACAACUGAGCGAUCUGGAUCGCGCGAUGGAAUGUUAUCAGAAAGCGUUGAGGUACGAUCCCGAGAGCAAGCGCGCGUUCUCCCAGCUCGGAGCUAUCGCUCGUGCGAAAGAGGACUUCCCAAUGGCUGUGGACUACCUCAGUCGCGUUCUCUCCCUCGAUCAACAGAAUGGCGAGCUGUGGAGCGCACUCGGCCAUUGUUAUCUUAUGCUCGAUGUGCUUCCCAAAGCCUAUUCCUCUUACCAGCAAGCCCUGUACUGCCUUGCAAGUCCAACAAAUGUCAAGCUCUGGUACGGCAUCGGCAUACUCUACGACCGCUAUGGCUCGCUCGAGCAUGCAGAAGAAGCAUUCACCUCCGUCCUUAGGAUGGAAGAAGGUAAACCGUCGUCAUUUAACACGAACGAGGUCUACUUCCGUCUGGGAGUCAUCUACAAGCAACAGCAUAAGCAUGACCAGAGCUUGGAGUGUUUCCAACGGAUUGCGGAAGAUCCGCCCCAACCAUUGAGGCCCUCAGACAUCCUUUUCCAGAUUGGACACGUCUAUGAGCAGAAGGGCGAUUACGAUCGCGCUCGAUCGGCAUAUGAACGCGUCCUUCUCGACGUGCCGAAUCAUGCAAAAGUCUUGCAGGAACUGGGCUGGUUGUUCUUCCAGUCCCAUACAUCGUUCCACAGUAUCGACAACGCUAUCGAAUGUCUUACGCGGAGUCUCGGUGCUGGGAGCUUGAACGAUGAGAGCGACGCUCAGAGUUGGUAUCUGCUUGGACGAGCAUAUAUGGCUGCGGAGAAGUAUAACAAGGCAUACGAGGCGUAUCAGCAAGCUGUGUACCGGGAUGGCCGGAAUCCGACAUUCUGGUGCUCUAUCGGGGUGCUGUAUUACCAGAUCCAGCAGUUCCGAGACGCGCUCGACGCAUACUCCCGCGCGAUCCGUAUAAACCCCUACAUCUCCGAAGUCUGGUUUGAUCUUGGUUGCCUGUACGAGUCGUGCAACAACCAGAUCUCGGACGCGAUCGACGCGUACAAGCGCGCACUCGAGCUGGACACCGAAAACCAAGGGAUUAAGGACCGACUCAGGCUCUUGGAAGAUCACAAGUCGAGUGGCGGUCCUCCUCCCCCGCCUCCUCCUGUCCAAGAUGUGCAUCCAACAGCUUACGCCAGUAUGCAGGGACAGCUUGGCCCACCGAAUUCUCUCGGCCUUCCGCUGAGCCUUGGUGUCCCGUCACCCCGGUAUCCGGUACACGGGGGUACCGCUCUCCCGCCUAUCAUGUCCGGGCCGGGAAUGGCCCCACCUGGGCACCGAAUUAACUCCCCCUCCUAUGGUCAGGUUGAGAUGUAUCGUCAGCCCCACAUGGCGAACGCCGAGAACUCAAGAACUGGAAUGGCCCUCGCACCGAUGGAUAUUGACCGUGCUGGUCCUCCUCCCGCGCACGCCUCUGCGCUCCCCAGCAUGCCCCUCGAGCCGCCUUAUGGUCGCCCACCCCAGUCUGCGGGGGAGAUGCACCCUCUCCAGCAGGCGCAGAUGCAGCAUCCGGCUCCUCAGCCUUCCCGUGGACCGUACGAACAGCAGCCACAGCAGAGGAUGGAACAACAUCGGCCUCCUCCGCGUGUGAGCCCGCCUGUACGCACGCACUCGGCGGCACACCACCAGCAUUCGGGCAGCUACUCGUCCCACCAUGCUCUGCUCAACCCAUCCACUCCCCCGGCUCACCCUCAGCAGUCGCCACAAUACCCACCGCCGCAGGGGUAUCGUCCUCCCCCGUCGGAGCGGGACCAUCCGCCUGCGUGGGAUCAACGUGGACCUCCUUCCGCUAGACCAGGGUACGAUAUCCCUCGCCCGGUGUACGACACUCCCGCCCCGCCGGGGAUGCGUGACCGCGAAAGGGAACGCGAACGUGAGGGCAGGGAGAGUGAGCUCAGCACCCCUUACAGAGGGUAUGACUCUCGCCGUCCGCCGUCGCCUAGAGAUAUGAGGCGGCCUGAGGUAAGGCCGCCUGUCGUCCAACAGCAGCAGCAGCAGCAAGCGCAACAACAGCCAGAGCCUGGUUGGCAGUCAGGUCCUCCCAUGCCCCAGCAGCCUGUCCUCCCUCCUAUGCCGACCCCUACCGCUCAGACGAAGAGGUACGAUCCGCUCCACGACAGUGCGGAAGAUGCGCGCAGACGGGAAGCUGAGAGACGUGAGGCACCCCCUCCGGAUCGGAUGGACGUAGACCGUAUGCCCCCGCCUCGUGUUGUCGUCAAGCAGGAGCCUCGGACCGUGUUAAGCGUCACGGCUGAGACAGACUCUCGCAUGGACACUGCUAGCCCGCCCCUGAAGGAGGACAAGAAACGCAAAUCGCGUGGGGUGAAGGACAACGAGUCUGAUACUGGGAGUCAGAAGAGACCGCGUCGCUCAAACCCUCGCAGCAAGAAGGAAGAGAAUGGCUCGUCUCCCGCGCCGUCGAGGAUGCGUAGCAGGCAGAAGGAUUCUCCUGGGUCGAACCCAAGCUCGAACUCGAAUGGCCGUAGGGCCUCGCGCGCUUCUGCCACACCGUCGUCCACAGCACCCCCUCCCGCACCGGUUUUAAGUAGGGUCGUAAAUGAAGACUAUGACGAAGGAGUCGCCGAGACCCUCAUGAAUCUUUCGAAGCCACGCCACGACCCCAUCAUCAGUCCCACACGCUCUGAACACGGGGUACCAGUAAUGAACCACACACCAGUCGGACCCCCUCUUCCCCCUGCCCCAUUGCCACUUCCUGUGCAUGCUCCUGCUCCCGUUCUCGCUGGUCCCCUGCCGCCCAUGAUCUCCCCUCCUCACAGGCCAGUCAAGAACUCGCCCACCGCAUCUAUUCACGGACCUGAACGUCCCCCACCCGUGUCGAGUCCGGCCUAUUCUCUUCCUGAGCGCAACUCGAAACAGUUCGGACCGUCACCUCCCCCUCCCCAUCGGAUGUCCAUUUCAUCCAUGCCCUCCUCGAAGCCGCAGUCACCUCUGGGGACACGUACGACCCCCUCCAGCGUACAGUCGCCUCCAGGCGCCGCUGUUCCCCCGCCUGUCUUUCAUGGGCCACCUCGACCACCCGAGAUGGUCGGGGCCGAGUUGACCAGGUCAAUUCCCCCAUCUACUUCUCCUGUUGCAGUGGUCAGCCCAACUACUUCCAGGACUGAAACGCCGAACGGUCCAUCUAACCCUCGCAAGCGCCCGACGCCGCCGAGUCCCAUCCCGGACUUCGGGAUGAAACGUCAGAGGUUGGAUGUUCCUUCCCCACCUCGGGCAGCCGAGCCUGCACCUACGCCCACUCCAGUGGCACUCGCAGCAAUCGCGCCUCCUUCCCCUCCUCGUUCUCCUCCUCCUAUUGCUACCCUCCAAGACGUUUCUUCUCCUGAAUCGACUCGCAGCCGCAGCCCAGGCGACCCAUCUGAUCAACUGAUGGACUCGCGCAACUCUCCCGCCGUUCCUCCCGUCAGCCCACCUACCGAUGUCGCAAAGGCGGCGGCCGCUCCCGCUAUGGAACGUGUCGUGCUCAAGGCUGUCGACGUUACGGGACCCACCAAGGCUGCUACAAGCGACCCGCCCGAAGAAGACAGCCCUAUGGACAUGGGUGAAUAGACCUCGAACACCAGAAAAACCUGGUCAUGAGAAGAAAAUUCUUAAUCAGCAGCAUCCCGGUUAUGAGUACUCCACGCCCAUUUUCUUGCUCUUCCAUCAUUCAACGAUGUUGACGAUACAGCUCAAACAAAUCAAAUUUCCUUCAUUGUGCUAGUGUGUUGUCGUGUAUUCUUCUGCUUUCCAUGCUGGCUCAUGCUAGAAAUCCAUCCCCGUGUGUCCAUAGGUGUUUGUGGUAGGUUCACAUGAAAUACGAGUCGCUCAGUAAAA